Rasamsonia emersonii CBS 393.64 is the source of this 822-nucleotide messenger RNA. RefSeq lists its product as uncharacterized. Gene Ontology annotation, biological process: double-strand break repair via homologous recombination; resolution of meiotic recombination intermediates. Gene Ontology annotation, cellular component: nuclear body; RecQ family helicase-topoisomerase III complex. The transcript has a single exon. Bases 1 to 822 code for a protein of 273 amino acids. The record is from RefSeq and is a predicted model, not a curated record. Lineage: Eukaryota; Fungi; Ascomycota; Eurotiomycetes; Eurotiales; Trichocomaceae.
AUGUCGAACACGCCUGAGCAGCACAUAAAAGCCCAUCUGCUGUCGAAAUCUCUCCCAGUUUCGCCAUCCUGGCUAUCCAAUUUCCUCGCGUCGACAUCACAACAGCAGCAACGCGCGCCGAUCUCGGCCUUGACCCAGACAGCUCUGUUCCGCAUUCUCGCCUCCAACUUUACAGUGUCUCUGUCUACUUCGACACCUUCUGCUUUACUUCCUGGCAACAUCUCUGAUCCUGCUAUCAAGGAGCGACGGAUCCCGGGACCGGUGCCUGUUCAGGUCCUCGACAUCGAGGACAUUGGCACGAGUCUGUGGAGCCAGGUUGAAGCGAUCGAGCGCAUCGAGCGAGGGGAAACAGUUAGAGGAAAGGCGAUUGUGCGAAACGUGAAUGUUGACAAAAGAAACGAUCAGGGCACAGAGUCUUCUUCAUCUUCCGACCAAACUACAGCCCGCAAUCCCAGCAGAACCAGCAGCAAUGCAAACGCCGAUUCUGGCAACAACUCGGGAAAUGCCAGCAACGGGCCCCAUCGUCUCGUUCUCCAAGAUGCAGCGGGAACAAAGGUUAUCGCCUUGGAGCUGAAGCCCGUAGAGGGCAUCGCGAUUGGGAAGCUUCCCAUCGGAGCAAAGCUGCUGUUGAAGAACACUGUCGUCGGGAGAGGCAUGGUGUUGCUGACUCCGGAAACGGUAACGCUCCUUGGAGGCAAGAUCGAGGCAAUGGAUGCUGCUUGGCGAAAGAGCAGAAAGGAAAGCUUGCUGGCGAGAAUUGAAGCGAUAGAUAGAGAGCAAAGGGAGAGGGUCGCCAAUGGAGAUAUGAUUGAGGAAGACUAA